Messenger RNA from Anastrepha ludens (Mexican fruit fly), 1179 nucleotides. RefSeq lists its product as uncharacterized. Gene Ontology annotation, molecular function: DNA binding. The record is from RefSeq and is a predicted model, not a curated record. Lineage: Eukaryota; Metazoa; Arthropoda; Insecta; Diptera; Tephritidae. The coding region runs from base 140 to 820 and encodes 226 amino acids. Gene Ontology annotation, biological process: regulation of transcription by RNA polymerase II. Gene Ontology annotation, cellular component: nucleus; transcription regulator complex. The transcript has 4 exons.
AUUCCCAAUAUAAUGUUUUGACAACUCAAAGUGAUGUUUGCUAUGUUUCUUAAUUGCUUUAACUUUGUAAUAUGUUUAAUAUAAAAUAAUAAAUCGCUGCUUAAGUAGUUACUUUUACCGUUUAAAGAUUUCCUACGAAAUGGAAACCGCAUAUGACGAAAUGGGUUCAUACUCAUUAAUGUCAAUCGACGAGAGGCUAAUCGACCUAGUACGUAGCCAUAAAAUACUUUACAACAAACACUGUUUAGGAUAUAGGGGUGCUGAACAAAAGCAGGAAGCAUGGUUUGAAAUUAGUGCGCAACUGGGAAUUGCCGCUGAAGACUGCUCCAAAAGAUGGAAGAGUUUACGAGAACGUUAUUCCAGAGUACUCAAGCAGGUAGACACGCUGUCCGAAAGCAAAGUGAAUGCUACUGUAAAUUGGCCGUUGUUUAGUUCACUUUCCUUUCUCAGGAGUUAUGUAAAACAAAGAACCUCUCGCCGCUCAUUGAACGAUAACAAAGAUUCCAGUUUCAUAGCGAGACGCCCGAAAAGGUUCAAACAAAUAAGUGCGGAGAGUAAUGAACUUCCCGACUCAUACAAUCCCUUAAAUGAACUUCGCAGGGACAAAAUGGAAAUGCCAAUAGAGAUCGAGGCUAUUCAAUCGCUUGCUCCAAAAGUGGAAGAAAAAGUAGUGAUAAAAAAAGAAAGUGAUGCUGUGCUUUCCUUUGGACAAACAGUUGCUGCAAUCAUAUCAGAAAUGAGCGAAGCGAAACAAGCAAAAGCGAUGCGCAUCUUAUUCGAUGCUUUAAUAACAAUUAAAACAGAACCCGAAGAAACUUAAAAAAAUGUUGUUUUAAGUCUCGUCUAUUUUGAUUUGGUCUGAAACUUUUGUUUAUUCAAAUCUCCGCAUUAAUAUAUUGCUGCGGAGUAUUUUAUAGAUAACAUAAUGAAGUAGUGUUCCAACUUUCUUGUUGUUGUUGUUGUUUCUCCUUAGUCCUGCUGUGAUGAGAUGAUCCUAAAAAUUAGUUUAAAAAUUGAAAAUAAGAAAUAUAAGGAUUAAGAUAUUGAAAUAGUAUAGUAAAUAAAUAAGAUAAAGUGAGAAACAUACAAAUUACAUAUUACAUGAAAGGGAAUUCGCAAAAAUAUGAAAGCUAGCUGCAAAAACGGCGAGCGAUGAUUCAGACUACCACGAACACAUUU